CUCGGCGCUCACUGACGUCAUCAGAGUGCGCUUGGUCUCGGUGCUUCCGGUGCGCUCUUCACGCACGGAGAUAAACCAUGGCUACUACCGGGUUCUCGUUCGGGGGUUCUUCAACCACAACUCUCAACCCGGCCACUGGGACAGCCACGCCAUUUUCCUUCGGAACAAAUCCGGCUGCGAGUAAUACUGGUACAACACCUUUUGGAAGUUUUGGGACCCCCGCAGCAACAACCGCUACAUCAGGGACUGGCACCAUGUUUGGAGCCAAACCAACUACAGGAUUCACUUUGGGAUUACAGAAUACAGCUCCUGCAGCAUCAUCUGGCUUUAGUUUAAAUUUUGGCAAACCUGCUGGAUCAGCUACACCUUUCUCUCUGACUACCACUACUACCUCAUCCACAGGCCUUUCCUUGCCCUCUUCUUUGACAUCCACCCCAGCAACAGGCACAGGGUUUUCGUUGAAUUUGAACAGUGGUGCAACAGCUACAACUACAGCAAGCCCUGGCCUGACACUCGGUCUUUCUGGGUCACUUUUUCAAAACGCCAAUUCUGCCAUAUCAGGUCUUGGACAGAACCCAUUGGGUCUAACAGCACCAGCAACUCAGGCUACUUCAAAUGAUGGUCUUGGUGGCAUAGAUUUCAGCAGUUCGUCGGAUAAAAAAAGUGAUAAAACUGGAACCCGACCUGAAGACAGCAAAGCGCUUAAGGAUGAAAAUCUACCUCAAUUAAUCUGCCAAGAUGUAGAAAAUUUCCAAAAGUUUGUGAAGGAGCAGAAACAGGUGCAAGAAGAGAUCAGCAGAAUGUCUUUUAAAGCCAUGAUGAAAGUAGAGGAAGACAUCAAAGCCUUGAAGCAACUUUUAUCAGUUGCCUCCAGUGGCCUUCAGAGAAACACUCUGGCUAUUGAUAAACUGAAAAUUGAAACCGCUCAGGAACUUAAAAAUGCUGAAAUAGCUUUAAGAACACAGAAAACACCACCAGGUCUUCAGCAUGAAAAUACAGCACCAUCAGACUACUUCCGGACUUUAGUAGAACAAUUUGAAGUUCAGUUACAGCAAUACAGGCAACAGAUUGAGGAGCUGGAAAACCACCUGGCAACACAAGCAAACAGCUCACACUUGACACCACAAGACCUAUCCAUGGCAAUGCAGAAGAUUUAUCAGACAUUUGUGGCCUUAGCAGCCCAGCUGCAGUCCAUACAUGAAAGUGUUAAGAUGCUCAAGGAAAAAUACCUUGGUUUCCGGAAGACAUUCUUGGGCGAUUCCACAGAUAUAUUUGAGGCACGGAGAACUGAAGCCAAGAAGUGGCAAAGUGCCCCACGCAUAACCACCGGGCCCACACCCUUUGGCAGUGUACCAAACGCAGCAGCUGUGGCGAUGGCUGCAACCCUGACCCAGCAGCAGCAGCCUGCUACAGGGCCCCGGCCUUCACUAGGAGUUGGGUUUGGAGCACCCUUCGGUUUAGCUAUGAGUUCUGGUCUACAACCAGCUGGCUUGGGCUCUUCAAGUAUUGGAGGAUUUGGAGGUAGCUCGGCUUUCGGAAGCAACCCAUCUGGAGCUGGCUCUUUUGGCUUUGGAACUGCAAAUAAACCAUCAGGAAGCCUCAGUGCAGCACAUUCUCCCAAAAGGAUGUUGGCUUCCUCAGGAUUUGGCACUUCAUCUACAUCUGGAUUUAACUUCAGCAGUCCCGGCAUCACUGCAUCAGCUGGUUUAACCUUCGGAGUAUCUAACCCCUCAUCUACCAAUUUUGGGACCGGAUCACAGCUGCUACAGCUUAAGAAGCCCCCAGUUGGAAACAAGAGAGGGAAACGAUAGACAUUUUAGAGAGAGAGAAGUUAGCUAGUACAUUUGAAGAUCUAUUUUUCUAAACAUGUGCUCUAAUUGUUCCCUAAGAGAUUUAUAAAGUUUUUUGAUAUUUUUUUUUUUUUUUCUCCAAUGUUUUCAUGUCUGAAAGCCACUGAUGUGUUUUGUACCCAAUGUCGUACUCUAUAAUAUAUUCUCUUGGAGGCUGUCAUGUCAACAGUGCACUAAACUGUACAUCAAGACUUCACAACUGUCUUUUAAUAGCUUGUUGGCUAUUAUUGCACAUACUGUAUGGGUUAUAAGUGGUUUCAUCAAUGAGUGUUACCAGUGAAGUUUUGCAUAGUUAUUGGUUUGUUUUUUGUUUUUGCAGGUAUUUUUAUCAUAUGGAUUUAUACGGAUAGCUGACCUUGUGGCUGUUAGCUGUGGUUUAGUUACUGCUGCAUUGUGGUUGUGUACAGUGUACCUGGUUAUAGAGAACCCACACUAAUCUCUGUAAGAGGACACUGACCUCUAUGGUAACUGGAAGAAUUGGAGAACAAAAUGCUUUAAUAUUUACUCUUAUACUUUUAUAAAAAAAAUUCUCUUUUCCUACAAGUUAACAAAUUAGGUAGGAACCCUGGCAUGUAUAUGAUACCUGAUGUUCAGCACUUAAUCGUAAAAUAGCACACGGGUACAGGAGGUUAAAUAAUGAUCUCAACUGUAUCGUUGGUUGAAACCAACCACUCCUGGUAUGUUCUGCUGUGUCUAGUCUUAAAAGUGACCCUUUCCUUUGCCCAUGUAGGGCAAAUUAUAAGGCUUAAAUAAAGCUUGAUCUCUUAUGCUGGCCCUAUAAAAAUAUAUCUAAAGAAAAAUGUAAGUCCUCCCAGCAUAUAAUGUUAAGUUAAAGCCACGCAUUUGAAUUGCUCAGUACAUUUUAAAUUCAAGUCUACAAGACACCCUAGCCCUGAAAAUGUAAUUCUAUAUAGUUUGUCCUUUUUGAAUAUAAUAUUUUCCAACAGAAGAAUGGAGUGCAUUAUACUUGUGUGCGUUGCCGUCCUGACAUAACCGAGCCAUUAUUUUUAUUUGAAAUAACGUCACUCCAUCUUCAACCUCCAGAGAAAUAUUGGAUGCAUUUUAAAGAGUGUAAAUUACAUUCACAGGCCUUGGUUAACAUUCUCGAACUAUUGACCCUAUGGAGAAUAAUAAAGCUCCCCAUAUCGAUCUUUUUGGAGAUGCACUGAAUAUAUACAGUAGGCGCUGGCCAAAUCACUGUUUCCACAUACAGCAUAAUGUCUUCUUUCAUUUUUUUUUUUUUUGUUUGUUUUUUCAUUGUGGCCACUGCUAGUCAAGCAGCUAUCUUCCUGUGUUGACCAAUUAUGCCUGAUGCUAUGGUCUUAUCAGUUCAUCAAGAGAAUGAAUGUCCCUGGGUGCUGGAAAUUUGGCUUCUAGUGUACAGACUUUCCUUAUAAAUUCCUGCCUCAGCUUUGUGCAGUUGAUGGGCCCCAUUGUUUUUCCUUUUUUUUUGUUGUUGUUCCUCAAUGACUGCUUUGUAUUCACUUUUAAUUGCCUUUUUUUUUCACCAUCUAUAGCUGUUUUUUUUUUUUUCUUGCAUGUUUUUUUUCACUUUAGUAUAUGUAUAUAUGCCUGUAUAUGUCCUUCAUUCUGAAAAUGUAUAUAAAUUGGAGUCAUAAACUAU
Rana temporaria (common frog) is the source of this 3474-nucleotide messenger RNA. RefSeq names its product nucleoporin 58 (gene NUP58). Gene Ontology annotation, molecular function: structural constituent of nuclear pore. Gene Ontology annotation, biological process: nucleocytoplasmic transport. Gene Ontology annotation, cellular component: nuclear pore. The record is from RefSeq and is a predicted model, not a curated record. The transcript has 16 exons. NCBI's taxonomy places the organism in Eukaryota, Metazoa, Chordata, Amphibia, Anura, Ranidae. Bases 78 to 1811 code for a protein of 577 amino acids.